AUGUUCGCCGCCUCUUUUGUCCUCGCCAUCCUGGCUGCCCCCUUUGCUGCUGCCGCUCCCACGGACGUGUACGCGCCUCCCAUCACCUACCCAACUGCUACCACGGUUUGGAAGGUUGGGCAUUCAUACAAUGUUACCUGGGAUGUGUCUAGCCCACCCAGCCAAAUCAGCAACCCUAUCGGUAGCAUUGACUUGGUAAAGGACAAUAGGAUUGUUAUGGGUACCCCCUUGGCCACUGGGUUCUCCAUUCUUGAUGGUAUCCACGAGAUCACUGUUCCCGAUGUUGCCCCUGGCAAUGACUACGCCAUUGUCUUGUUCGGAGACUCCGGAGAUGUCAGUCAACAGUUCACCAUCGUUGCUUGA
Gloeophyllum trabeum ATCC 11539 is the source of this 363-nucleotide messenger RNA. RefSeq lists its product as uncharacterized. Lineage: Eukaryota; Fungi; Basidiomycota; Agaricomycetes; Gloeophyllales; Gloeophyllaceae. The record is from RefSeq and is a predicted model, not a curated record. Bases 1 to 363 code for a protein of 120 amino acids. The transcript is spliced from 4 exons.